Botrytis sinoallii is the source of this 915-nucleotide messenger RNA. RefSeq lists its product as uncharacterized. NCBI's taxonomy places the organism in Eukaryota, Fungi, Ascomycota, Leotiomycetes, Helotiales, Sclerotiniaceae. The transcript has a single exon. The record is from RefSeq and is a predicted model, not a curated record. Bases 1 to 915 code for a protein of 304 amino acids.
AUGGCAGAAAGGGUAAAACCAGCUAGCGAGCUGACUUCUGAAGAGAAAGUCAAACUCAUGAAUUGGUUCCUACAAGCCGACCCAGUUCUCAAAUUCGAGACCGAGAUUGUGGCCAAAUGUAUCGAAGACAGUACAUUCCACCGGUUUAUCCCCGUAACACCAAGCCGGAAAAAGUUUACAUCGUCAAGGAAAUGGGUUGUGAAAUUUUACAAAAGGAUAUGGGACGAGGGGAAAUUCAUCAGUGCAACUCCGCAGCAGAUUAAUUUCAAGCAUAUUAUGGAAACAUGUACGAUAAGAGGGAGAGGCACGAAGAUGAAGCAAAUUGAGAUUAGGAAUUCGAACCGGCCGAACAAGAGAAAAGCUUGGAUUCCUAAUACGAUUGAUAUUCCCGACUAUGUUGAUGAGAGCGAGGUUGAUGAAGGGGAUGGGGACGGUCAAGAAAAAAUUGCCGAGGGGGGAACGGGAGAGGGAACACUGGGGAGAAGUGCCGAGGGAUCGGGAGGAAUUAACAGCGGAAGUGAUCAAUCCUAUGAGGAGGACGGAAGUCUCGCAACAGAUGAGAGUGACAAAAAGAACAGCAAUAAUGGAAGCGGACAAGAAGAGACUAACGAGGAACAAGUUGGCGACGAAGAUGCGAACAGAGCAAAAACCGACAAUCAAAACCAAGCCAACAUCACACAAAUUCCCAAAUCCAAGAAACGCGGACGUCGAUCACCUGGCGAAUCGAGCAGAUCUAGUAGCGGAGGAACAGCGCAAGUUGAACACUCUGGUAUGGGUGAGGUGGCAUUGAAGGAUCGCAUGAAGAGUCCGAAGAAGAAACAGAAAACAAGGGAUGUGCAAGACGCCGAGUUGAACAACGAGCAAGAGGUUGAGCUAGACGGCGAGCAAGAGGCUGGAGAAAACUCUGAGCUUUAG